This is a messenger RNA of Thalassophryne amazonica, 1118 nucleotides long. RefSeq names its product trace amine-associated receptor 13c-like. Gene Ontology annotation, biological process: G protein-coupled receptor signaling pathway. Lineage: Eukaryota; Metazoa; Chordata; Actinopteri; Batrachoidiformes; Batrachoididae. The coding region runs from base 126 to 1118 and encodes 330 amino acids. The transcript is spliced from 2 exons. Gene Ontology annotation, molecular function: trace-amine receptor activity. The record is from RefSeq and is a predicted model, not a curated record. Gene Ontology annotation, cellular component: membrane.
GGGACAUCAGUGUCCAGAGAGACGGAGGAGUGUCUGGAUGAAGGGAACGUCAGAAAGAGAUAAAUCAGCUGUGUGACUGAGUUUUAGUCAGAAAGCUGGUGGAGCUCAGCAGCUUCUCCUCUCUGAUGAUGGAGACCCAGGACGGAGCAGAGCUCUGCUUUCCAGAACUCCUCAACACCUCCUGCAGGAAGCCGGCACCUCCUUGGCAUCCUGCUGUGCUUUUCCACAUUCUGCUGUCCUCCAUCUCUGUCGUCACGGCCACACUCAACCUGCUGGUCAUCAUCUCAGUCUCACACUUCAGGCAGCUUCACUUUCCCUCCAACCUCCUCCUCCUCUCUCUGGCCAUCUCAGACUUCCUCGUGGGCCUCAUACUGAUCCCGACUGAGAUCCUCCGACAGACAGCCUGCUGGUUUCUUGGUGACCUCAUGUGUUCUCUGUAUAUUUAUGUCUCUUAUAUCAUCACCUUUUCAUCAAUUGGAGACAUGGUCCUCAUAUCAGUGGACCGUUACAUUGCUAUUUGUCAUCCUCUGCAUUACUCCACCAGAGUCACUGUGAGAAAAGUUCAAAUCUCUGUUUGUCUCUGUUGGCUCUUUUCUCUUGUCUUUAUCACUCUCCUGUUGCAGGAAGACCUCCAUCGUCCCGGCAGUUAUCAUUCCUGCCGCGGUGAGUGUCUCUAUGUCAUUAACAGCACUGCAGGAAUAUUUGAUAUUAUUUUCUGUUUCAUUCUCCCCAUCGCCAUCAUCAUCACCCUGUACAUGAGAGUGUUUGUGGUGGCUGUGUCUCAGGCUCGCGCCAUGUGCUCUCAUGUUACAGCAGUCAGAAACAAGCAGUCGGUCAAAGCAACUGCCAACAAAUCUGAGCUGAAAGCAGCCAGGACUUUAGGUGUUGUUGUACUUGUGUUUCUGUUGUGUUUUUGUCCGUUUUACUGUGUCGCUUUGUCAGGGGAGAAUGUGCUCAAUGCUUCGGCUGCAGCUUUUGUUAAUAUUCUGUACUACUUUAACUCCUGUCUAAACCCUGUGAUCUACGCUUUGUUCUACCCCUGGUUCAGAAAAGCCAUUAAACUCAUUGCUACGCUUCAGAUCCUGCGGCCUGGAUCCUCUGAGGCCAACAUCCUCUGA